This is a messenger RNA of Trematomus bernacchii (emerald rockcod), 2923 nucleotides long. It is a transcript of the gene cpsf2, whose product is annotated as cleavage and polyadenylation specific factor 2. The coding region runs from base 174 to 2537 and encodes 787 amino acids. Gene Ontology annotation, molecular function: RNA binding. Gene Ontology annotation, cellular component: mRNA cleavage and polyadenylation specificity factor complex. The record is from RefSeq and is a predicted model, not a curated record. The transcript has 15 exons. Gene Ontology annotation, biological process: mRNA 3'-end processing by stem-loop binding and cleavage. Lineage: Eukaryota; Metazoa; Chordata; Actinopteri; Perciformes; Nototheniidae.
UUUGCCCUUUCACACAUGAUGCAGCGGCAAACAUGUCUGCUAAUCAAGUGUGUACUGAAAACGCUAGCCAAAAUGUCUUAAUGUUACAAUUAUAGAACAUUUUCUUACUUUUUCUAUUUGAACGGGAGAAAUUUUGCAUUUCCUCGUAUUAAGUGAGAGACAACUAAAGAAAUAUGACGUCCAUUAUUAAGCUGACAGCAGUGUCAGGGGUGCAGGAGGAGUCUGCCCUGUGUUACCUGCUGCAGGUGGAUGAGUUCCGCUUCCUCCUGGACUGUGGCUGGGAUGAGACUUUCUCAAUGGACAUUAUCGAUGCUAUGAAACGAUAUGUUCAUCAGGUUGAUGCCGUGCUCCUCUCCCACCCUGACCCCCUACACCUGGGAGCCCUGCCAUACGCUGUGGGGAAACUAGGUCUAAACUGCACUAUAUAUGCCACAAUCCCCGUCUACAAGAUGGGUCAGAUGUUCAUGUAUGAUCAGUUUCAGUCUCGAAACAACAGUGAAGAUUUCACACUGUUCACCCUGGAUGAUGUGGACUGUGCUUUUGAUAAAAUCCAGCAGCUGAAAUACUCUCAGAUUGUCAAUCUGAAAGGAAAAGGGCACGGUCUUUCCAUCACUCCUCUUCCAGCUGGUCACAUGAUCGGAGGCACUAUUUGGAAAAUAGUGAAGGAUGGAGAGGAGGAGAUUAUUUAUGCUGUUGACUUCAACCACAAGAGAGAAAUUCACCUGAACGGCUGCGUGUUGGACAGCAUAAGUCGUCCUUCUUUGCUUAUCACAGACUCCUUCAAUGCUAGAUAUGUGCAGCCGCGUCGCAAACAGAGAGAUGAGCUGCUUCUUACCAAUGUAAUGGAGACUCUUCGUGGUGACGGUAAUGUCCUGAUCGCCGUGGAUACAGCGGGCCGUGUGUUGGAGCUGGCUCAGCUGCUGGACCAGAUUUGGAGAACAAAGGAUGCCGGGCUGGGAGCCUACCCUCUCGCUCUGCUCAACAACGUCAGCUAUAAUGUGGUGGAGUUCUCCAAGUCCCAGGUGGAGUGGAUGAGUGACAAACUCAUGAGGUGUUUUGAAGACAAGAGAAACAACCCCUUCCAGUUCCGUCACCUGACGCUGUGCCACAGUCUGGCAGACCUGGCCCGGGUGCCCAGCCCUAAGGUGGUGCUUUGCAGCCAGCCUGACCUCGAGGCCGGCUUCUCCAGAGAACUCUUCAUCCAGUGGUGCCAAGACGCCAAAAACUCUGUCAUCCUGACCUACCGCACCACACCUGGAACCCUGGCCCGCUACCUCAUCGACAACCCCGGAGAGAAGAUGCUGGAUCUGGAGGUGAGGAAAAGAGUGAAGCUCGAAGGCAAGGAACUGGAAGAAUUCCUCGAAAAGGACAAAGUAAAGAAAGAAGCAGCUAAAAAACUUGAACAAGCUAAAGAGGUGGAUGUAGACUCGAGUGACGAGAGUGAUAUGGACGAUGAUCUGGAUCAGCCAGUUGUGUUGAAGACGAAACAUCACGACCUGAUGAUGAAGAGCGAGGGCAGCCGCAAAGGCAGCUUCUUCAAACAAGCCAAAAAGUCUUAUCCGAUGUUCCCCACACACGAGGAGAGAAUCAAAUGGGACGAGUAUGGGGAGAUUAUCAGGCUAGAAGAUUUUCUGGUUCCUGAGCUGCAAGCAACAGAGGAGGAGAAAAACAAACUGGAUUCGGGGAUGACCAACGGAGACGAGCCCAUGGACCAAGAUCUCUCUAUUGUUCCCACCAAAUGUGUCUCCAGCAUAGAAAAUCUUGAAAUUAGAGCGAGGAUAUCGUACAUAGACUACGAAGGUCGCUCUGAUGGCGACUCCAUCAAGAAGAUUAUUAAUCAGAUGAAGCCCAGACAGCUGGUGAUCGUUCGCGGGUCGCCGGAGGCCAGCCUCGACCUGGCAGAGUCCUGCAAAGCUUUCAGCAAGGACAUCAAAGUGUACACGCCCAAACUGCAGGAGACCAUCGACGCCACGAGCGAAACACACAUCUACCAGGUUCGAUUGAAAGACUCCCUGGUGAGCUCGCUGCAGUUCUGCAAGGCCAAAGACACGGAGCUGGCCUGGAUCGAUGGCGUGCUGGACAUGCGCGUGGUGAAGGUGGACACGGGCGUGAUGCUGGAGGAGGGAGUGAAGGAGGAGACGGAGGAGGGCGAGAUGCCCAUGGAGGUCGCUCCUGAACUGGAUAUCGACCAAAACGCGACGGCGGUGGCAGCCCAGCGCGCCAUGAAGAGUCUGUUCGGAGAGGACGAGAAGGAGGUGUCCGAGGAGAGCGACGUCAUCCCCACGCUGGAGCCGCUGCCUUCCAAUGAGAUGCCAGGCCAUCAGUCGGUGUUCAUCAACGAGCCUCGCCUGUCAGACUUCAAGCAGGUCCUGCUGAGAGAGGGCAUCCAGGCCGAGUUCGUGGGAGGAGUGCUGGUCUGCAACAACAUGGUGGCCGUCCGCAGGACGGAGGCCGGGCGCAUCGGGCUGGAAGGAUGCCUGUGUGACGACUACUAUAAGAUCCGGGAGCUGCUGUAUCAGCAGUACGCCGUGGUAUAGCAGCAGCAGCAGCAGGAGGAAGAGGAAGAGGAGGAGGACACGCAGCAGAAGAGCAAACCACGGCAGUACAGAGACAAUCCUUUACGAGGACUUUACCCAGAGGAGCAGAGUGUACCACACUCCCUCUGCCUUAUGGGGCGGCUCCAGCUGUUUCACUGCAAACCCUGUUGUAUAUUUUCCCUUUUAUAAUUUUUCUUUUUUCUAGAUAAUGUUUCUUCUUUUUUUUUUUAUUGUUAGUUUACCUCUAUGAAUUGAGGCAGAUGCUGUCCCUGGACUGACCUCUUUGUAAUCAACUCCUCCCUCUGUACAGUCCUGAUGCACUGGAUGGGGAAAAUGGUGUUUCCCCCCAUCCCGUUGUCAUUAAAACAGAUUUUUUUUUUCAAAUA